AUGGGCAGAGGACGGAGGAAGACUGGGGCGCUGGAGAGGAUGAUGGGUUCAAGGGUUCCUUUCCUGCUGGCCCUGUUCUUUGCGGCUCAUCUCCAAGGUCCAUCUGGGGCCCAGUCCAUCUCUCAGUCAGAACUAGCGGAUUUCAAGGAUCUUCUGCAGCGGAUUGAAAGUCAAGUGGCGUUGCCCAAAAAGGAAGAAAUCGAACGAAAUCUGGAUGAAGCCAACGAGGAACCAGAGGGCGAUGCCGCCCAGCUUCUCUCGUCCUGGGAUGGCGAAUACUCAAGACCCUCAAGCGACGGCACCGUUGGCCGCGUCAACUGGCAACCUCCCGAAAGAGCCCCGGCAGCAGCCAUGCGGAACAAACUGGGGGUUUUCUUCAACGCCCCCCGCAGGAUAUCCAGCUGCUUCGGACAACGGCUGGACAGAAUAGGGUCGGUGAGCGGACUUGGCUGCCACAGAAGAUAUGCUACCAGCGCACCACAGCAGAUCAAUGGGAAUUAA
Molecule: messenger RNA, 501 nt
Organism: Pseudonaja textilis
Lineage: Eukaryota; Metazoa; Chordata; Lepidosauria; Squamata; Elapidae
Source: RefSeq, a predicted model, not a curated record